Molecule: messenger RNA, 1629 nt
Organism: Toxorhynchites rutilus septentrionalis
Lineage: Eukaryota; Metazoa; Arthropoda; Insecta; Diptera; Culicidae
Product: tRNA (guanine(10)-N2)-methyltransferase homolog
Exons: 4
Coding region: 36-1508 (490 amino acids)
Biological process (GO): methylation
Cellular component (GO): cytoplasm
Molecular function (GO): nucleic acid binding
Source: RefSeq, a predicted model, not a curated record
UGCUUUCGCAUUUCCAUUAUAUAGUGCGACUAGAAAUGUGUCCUCCUGAGAAAAAGUAUGUUUUAUGGUUCGCCCAGGAGCAUGUGGACUUUCGGCAAGCUGAAAUCGACUCCUUGCUACAAUUGUGGAACAUUCAAAUGACCACCCAGGUGGGACACAAACCGGAAAAUCCAUUCUGGAUUGUAGGAUUACCAAACGAUGAAGCAGCCAGGAAGCUUGCCUCCCGAUCGAUGUCGUUGCGGUGCAUUUUCGAGCUGUGGUCCCACGCCAAUCAGAUCGGCACUUUCCACGAGCGACUGGAGCAGUACAUUCAAUCGAAUCGAACCGCAUUGGAUCCACUGUUUGGGGCGGAUCGUAGCUUCAAGGUGACGAUAGAGACGUACAAUAAGCAUUUUUCGCAGGCGGAAAAAGUCGCCAAGAUUGAAACGCUGCAGUACCUGCCGAACAAAGGUCCGGUUAAUUUGAAAACACCGGAUGUGCACUUUUGGUACAUCGAGUUUUGGGGGCUAGACCCGAUGGACGUGCCGGAGGAACCGUUGGAUGUGUUGUUCGGGUGCUGGGUGGCCGACGCGCGACGGGAUAUGAUAAAUGAAAUUUCGCUCAAACGGCGAAAGUUUAUCGGAAAUACAUCGAUGGAUCCGCAGCUGUCGCUGCUGAUGGCAAAUCAGGGACUGGCGAAGGCUGGGGAUCUUGUGUUUGAUCCGUUCGUGGGAUCUGGUUCGCUGCUGGUUGCGGCGGCCAAGUUUGGGGCGUACGUUUUGGGGGGCGACAUUGAUUAUAUGACGCUUCAUGGGAAGUCGAAGCCGACGCGGGUGAAUCAGAAAGUCCGGGAGGCGGACGAGAGCAUUUAUGCAAACUUGAAGCAAUACGGGUGCGAGGGGUGCUAUGUGGAUGUUCUAAUUUCGGACUUUUCCAGAAGUAUUUGGAAUGAAAGCAUACAAUUUGACAGCGUUAUUACGGAUCCCCCGUACGGUAUACGGGAAGCAACCGAAAGGAUUGAGUUCAAGACGCAGAAGAGAGCGACCUGUUUGAACGAGAAUGCCAUCCAUUAUCCCUCCACUUCGCCUUAUCAAUUUGAUAUGUUGUAUCGAGAUUUGCUGAACUUUUCCGCGCGCUAUCUGAAGAUGGGGGGAAGGCUUGUGUGCUGGUUUCCGAUUCUUAGGAAAGAUGCCACUCCGGAUAUGUUGCCACGACACAAGUGUCUGGAGCUGGUGGCUAAUUCAGAGCAGCCACUGUCCGUUUACAGCGCCCGUCGUUUGCUAACUUAUGAGAAAGUAUCCGAUCUGGAGGAAGAUAUGGACUCUUACGAGUUGUCCCCAGUGAUGGUUGAAAACUUCCGCCAGAGGUACAUGAAUACGGUGUUGAAAAACAGCGGCACACGGAAGGAGCGUCGGUCAGCUCUACGAGAUGUGGGUCGCGAGGAAGCUAUAAAGCGAGGGAAGCAACAGGAUAUCGAUGGGAAGUGGAAAUAUAUAAAGGCUGGUGAUAAUGAGCAUUCAAAACAAUAAAACGCGGAUCUUCCAAGAAAACUUUAAUCGUAUUUAUUUCAAAUUCUCGCGUUGAUGUGGUUUAUCCUUUGUGUUUCUACAGUUUUGAUCCGAUUCACAUACGAGCGACGGUGAUUUUCUG